This is a messenger RNA of Trichoderma asperellum CBS 433.97, 1665 nucleotides long. RefSeq lists its product as uncharacterized. Gene Ontology annotation, cellular component: mitochondrion. Gene Ontology annotation, molecular function: L-ornithine transmembrane transporter activity. Gene Ontology annotation, biological process: mitochondrial L-ornithine transmembrane transport. NCBI's taxonomy places the organism in Eukaryota, Fungi, Ascomycota, Sordariomycetes, Hypocreales, Hypocreaceae. The record is from RefSeq and is a predicted model, not a curated record.
CUCGCAUCCUCUCAUACCCAAGCUGCGCAUCUCCUAACGGACCCCGACAAGCGCUCGCUCACCCACAAUGAGCCGCAAAAGCCAUGAUCUCCGGCCGCUCUAAUGCUCUCCCGUUGGAUCCCCCCCUGCCGGACUCCACCACCGGCGUCCUCCCCGUGCUUCCUCCAGGCGUCGAGCUUCCCGAUCGCCAGCCGCGCAAUAAUGCAGCCACAGCAGCUUCGGCGGCCGGCGUGAGAGCUCUCAGCGCGCAGCUGGUUGCUUUUUACUUUCGCGCCCCCGCCAAGUCCUUCUUCCGAACGAGAGUCGACUAUUUGGCUUAUGCCCGGACGAUACACCACCAGCAGACAAAGAGGCUAAUGCAGGCCGUUGCCGAAGACGCCUCCCCGACGAAACUGGUUGCAGCGCUGAGACAGACAUGGCUAUGGAUGCGGAGCACAACGCCUGGAGUGCUGACGUCGGCGAUCAAGCACGAGGGCUGGGGCAUUGUGCCGCAUCAGAUCAUGCCGCCGCUGAUUGCCAACAUUGGCGUCAAUGCUGUGCUGUACACGGGCUACCUGCACAUCCUGGGCCAUCUACACGAGGAGAGCUCCAAGGCUACCAAGAGGGUAUACCCGCCGCCGCCGCCGCAGGCCACUUUUGCGGCUGGGUUCCUUGCGGGUGGACUACAGAGUGUCUUGGCUGCGCCACUGGACGCAUUGCAGGCGCGGUACGACCAUCGCGAUAUGAUGCCCAACGAUGGCAGUAACCGGCCUCGAAGCAUGUGGACCUUUAGCGCCGAGAAGUUGAGAGAAAUCGGACUACGGGGAAUCUUUGCCGGAUGGGGCGUAUCGUUUGUAAAGGACAGCGUGGGAUGCGCCAUCUUUUUCAGCACAUUCGAGUACAUCAAAGCCCAGUCGUACUAUCGCUUUGUGGCAUGGUAUUACGGAGGCCUAGAAGAGAAUAUCGUCGAUCUUCUUGCGACAAAACGCCCUACAGACAAACCUACGGAUGGCGGCAUUCAGCUUAUUCGACCACACUACGCUAUUGAGCCCGCCUUCCUCCUAGCCGCUGGUAUAAGCGCCUCUUUCUCUCAGCAGCUUCUGCUCCACCCCCUCACUCACUUCCAAGUCAAACACUGGGACCAUCUGGAAGAUCUCGACGCGAAAGCAGCCCGGCUACGCGCUUCCCGUGCUGCUAAUCCAGACAAGCCUCAGCGCCGAUGGAAGAUGCUGCGCGCUUACUAUCACGCUUAUCAGGAGACUUUCGCAGCUUGUACAGCCGAGGCUUCAGCGGAAGGACUGAGUCUGGGGAAGUGGCUGUAUCGGGGAUUCUGGUGGAAUACGAUUCGGCAGGUGCCGAGUACAAGCGCCGGCUUGAUCAUCUUUGAGCUUAUCCGGCGAAAGUAUGGGUUUGGGAUGGAUGAAGUGCGGAUUACCAAGGAUGGAUACGACAUCUUGCUGCAUUAGAAGGCAAUACAAGGAUUCAUGACGCAUAUAAUGUUUUGUAUUAGAGUACAUGUAUAUAGUAUACGCUUCUCCUCCCAUUAGAUAUUGGACAUGAUAGAUCUACGGCAAAUGAAACUGCCGAUUUGACUAUAGUUGCUUGAAGGAUUAGCCAAUAGUCUGAUAAUCUGCUAUAUCAAAUACGCUCCUCUGUUGAUAGCUCUGUUGAUAGAACUAAUCCGUC